Messenger RNA from Paramuricea clavata, 1700 nucleotides. Lineage: Eukaryota; Metazoa; Cnidaria; Anthozoa; Malacalcyonacea; Plexauridae. The record is from the annotation of a GenBank genome assembly.
AACUAUAAUCUCACUCCUGACUGUCUUAUCAUUUUAGAGGCUGCAGUUGUAGCAAAAUCUAACAUCCUACUCGACGUAAAACCAUGGGAUGAUGAAACAGGUAAAAAUUAACAUUCACAAAUAAUGGCAUGAAGACAUGGGAACCCCGAACUGUAUAACUCCUAAUAUACUUUGGUAAAAAUUUCCCUUUUAACCUAGAAAUAACCCUAAUUGGGUUAACUUAAUAUUCCUGGUUUAAUCAUAUAGAAGGUCAAAUAUGAUUGGCUAAUGAUGAGGGCAUUUUGUCUUAAUUAAGGGCAAAUUAAACUACUUACAAGUACCUGAUUGGCUGAGACACAAGCGCGGGAAGUUUCUGUUUUAAUAAAUACCGGAGCAAUAAAAACAAUGGCUUCUCGCUUUGUCGUUGGGGAUAAUGAUGUUAUUGAAGAAUUAAAAACUUCUAGUGAAAACUUGAACACUAGAAAAAGUACAACUAUAUGGGUUGGAGUAUUUACUGUAAGAAAUGGGCAGCAUGAAAGUAAGAUCGACGAAGACAUACGAGGUUCAAGAACUUGACAAGUUCACAUUUUACUUACGAAUAAAUUUUGCCCUCUAUGAUUAACAAGUAAUCGCAUAGUUCCUCCUAAAAUUAAGCUUUAAUUUCACUUGUGUCUUCAAAGUUUGAAAACACGCGUGAAAUUAAACAUUAAUUUUACUCGGCCCCAUAUGCGAUUACCUAUACAAAUUUCCUGAUUAUUUGAUCGCACUUCCUGCGAUAGUGUAUUAGCCUGGUUAAUGUAGCCAGGAAUCUGGUUAAAUGUAACCGGGAAUCUGGUCAAAUGUAACCAGGAAUCGGGUUAUAUUUGGCCAUAACCUGCAAUCAUGCGGCUAGGCGGCCGUUUUUGCCGUGUACUUUUACAUGCAUUUUAAUGCGCAUCACCAUUGACAUUAUUUUAGCAGACAAGUAGACUUUUUCCAUGAGUCAAUUUUAAGUAUUUACAACCUCAAUUUAAAUACAAUUCCUGAUUUAAUUGUUAUCGGGUCAUUUCAGGCUACCGUCAUGGCUGCGGCCUAAUUGCCAAUUGGGCUUAGUAUGAUUGGCUGAUUAAACAGGUCAGCCAGUCAAUGAAACAAAAACACGGCCAGGCGUAAUCUUGUACAAUAAAUAUUCGGCUUACCUGUAUGUUAAAUGGGUUCUUGGUUGUACGUAGUUUGUAAAAGAAAGCCUGUUUUUUAUCUUCUUAAUUUCGAUUUGUUGACACGGAAAAUCUUUCCGCGAAUACAAUACUUUUUCCUAUCUUCUUUUUCAUGACGCUUUUCUGAGCCCUCGGGCUUACUGUUUCCAAGUACGUACUGCCUGUUUAAUUUAACACCACUCGACUUACAUCUAAGUCACACUUUGUUUUCCUUCUUCACAGAUAUGGUUGAAAUGGAGCGGUUAGUUCGAACCAUUCAGAAAGACGGUUUAGUAUGGGGUGCCAGCAAACUCGUUCCGCUUGCAUUUGGUAUAAAAAAAUUGCAAAUUUCUUGUGUUGUCGAAGACGACAAAAUUAGCACAGAUGAUCUUGAAGAAGAAAUAGUAAAAUUUGAGGACUUUGUACAGUCAAUGGACAUUGCUGCUUUUAACAAGGUCUAGGUGUGGGAGUAUAUGUAAGAAUGGAGAUGUGCGAGAGAAUUUGAAAUAAGAAUAAAUGUGAAUUACUAUAUUUUGAACUUUGUCA